AUGUGUCCCGAUCGGCUCUUUGGACUUGGAGAUGCGGCCGAUUAUUUGUGGGGAAGCCUAAGCGGUCUGUACUUAGUAUCAAAUGGCGAUGCUUGUCAGCCAUCCAGGUCUUAUUGCAACAUCGAUGGUGUCAAUCCAUAUCAUAUUCUACAAUCUCGAAAUUUUUGUGCCAUCAUGGAGAUUAGACUCGCAAAAGUAGGACAGCGCCAUGCAUGUUAUCACGUUGAGGACAACUAUUAUAAGUAUUUACCAAGACUGCACUGA
Messenger RNA from Botrytis fragariae, 264 nucleotides. RefSeq lists its product as uncharacterized. The coding region runs from base 1 to 264 and encodes 87 amino acids. NCBI's taxonomy places the organism in Eukaryota, Fungi, Ascomycota, Leotiomycetes, Helotiales, Sclerotiniaceae. The transcript has 2 exons. The record is from RefSeq and is a predicted model, not a curated record.